AGUAACACUACCGCUGCAUGCGCGCAAAUGAUACUCGAACAAAUAUGUAACGUCUGCCGCUCUAUAAUUGACUGCCGAGGACACAAAUGAUCACAGCAUGUCGUGAGAGAAUAAUAGAUAUGCUUCUGCGUGCAAAGCAAAGCAUAUUUGGUAGACGGAGUAGGAGUUCCUUAGGGGCUGAUCUCUACGUUUGCCUCAGGCACAAAUGAUAACUGGCUCGGGACUUUCGGCAGCCGAUAUUUAACCGAUAAGGCGGGGUUGAAAGAAGUAAAGAACAAUUUGCAAUUUCGUGGAUGAAGAUGCAAGCUUGAAGAAAAGGAAACCCUUAACGCUGCAUACCAAGAAUAUUUCAUCACCUGAUUCUCAUUGGACACGCUUCCCCUUUUUAACAAGUUAUUUCUAGAUAUAACCGAGUAUUUGAGAUUGAUUGUUUGGCUAGUUCUAGAGAGUUGUGUUUGAUCAAGGUGGCGGUGUCAUCAUCAGCAGCUGCGGGUCCACCAGAUUUGGAGAACGAAGAGCUGCAGGAGCAGAUACGGAGAGUAAGAGAUUUGAGAGAAAAUCUUAGGAUGAAUACGGAGCCAUCUAGAGUACCGGGGGAGGAUGAGUUGUAUGUUGGAGGGUAUGUGCUGUACUGCCCACGCACGUGACACCAUUUGUUUUCUUUGCCUUGGGCUCACGCCCGUUGCAUUAUUUCCGUCUGGUGGUCUUAUAUGCUUGUAUCUUUUAAUGAGAAAUAGACAUGGUCUAACAUAAAGCAGCAUUGUCUCAUUAACGGAAAACUCUCUCCAAAAGAACAAUAUCACACAUAUUGUGAGUGUUCUGAAAUAUGAUUUCAAGAACUUCAAUAUCAACUGGAAUAAGUACAAACAUCUUCAGAUUGAGGUUGAUGAUGUCGAGGAUGAGAACUUGCUGGCUGAGUUUGAGGCAACGGGAGCUUGGAUUGAAGAGGCCUUGAAGGGUAAUGGAGAGGGUGAAGGAGAAGAGGGGGAGAAAAAGAAAGGUGCCGUACUUGUUCAUUGGUAAGUGGUGAUUGUUCGUCUUGUUGAUUGAUAGAAGCUACAUACGAAGAGAAUUUCACGAGUAUCAUUCUACUCGACAUGACAGUUCCUUUUAUGAGAUUAAAUAAAGAGAUGUCGAGUGACAACGCCUAUCUUCUAUUGAUUCAUCACUCCUAUCUUCCAAUUAUCUACUCCAAGACAUUAAUAUUUUCAGUGCCAUGGGACGCUCCCGGUCUGUAACUAUUUUAAUUGCCUACCUUUUGCGCCAAUAUCCUUCUGUCACUCCCGCCAUAGCGCUCGCCCAGAUCCAACAAACGCGCCCUUUCGCCGAGCCGAAUGAUGGAUUUAUGGCCCAGCUUCAAUUAUAUCAUGAAAUGGGCUGUCCACGAAACAUAGAUGAACAACCUAAGUAUCAACGAUGGCUGUAUCAGAGAGAAGUCGAGUUAGCUGUUGCUACAGGAGGACGACCUGAUUGGGUAAGGUUUGAAGAUGAAGUAGAGCAGGAUGGACCGAAGCCAGACGGCAAGGAAAAGGAGAUCAGGUGUAGGAUGUGUCGGUAAGCUCUCUUUUAUCUCUUUUCUUGGCUUCUUUCCCUUCAUCACUACACAUGCUCUCUAUCAAUAAAGAGCAUCCCGAUAUAAAAAUCAAGCUAACAGCCCCAAAAGUCGCACUCUCGCCACAACCCCCUACCUGAUCCUUCACACCCCCAACCUCAGAGCAGCAUCCUCUCCUACCUCCUUCAUAAAUCCCCAAACAACACCCAUCUCCUCCCUUCCUCCCACUCCUCAUCACAGCUCUUGCACUCAUCACUUCCUACACCCUCUAUCCUGGAUGCGUCCGGAACUCGAACUAGGAAACUUAUCCGGAAGACUGGAGUGUCCGAAUCAAAAAUGCAAAGCCCAGAUAGGGAAAUAUGCGUGGCAGGGGAUGCGAUGUAGUUGCGGGGUAUGGGUCUGUCCCGCUUUUAGUUUGUUAAAGGGAAGAUGUGAUGAGGUUACGAUUAGGAAAAGAGUUGAAGGGGGAAGCAUCGGUGCGAGGGGUAUUAGACUACCUCCUGGGAUGAAAGAAGGAGGAAGUACGAUAGCGAGGGAGAAGGGAAGUUUGUGAGUCUCCGGGAUGAGCUGAGAAGGGUUGUUUGUUGCUGUUGGGGCUGGGGAAGGAUGCACGGAUGCAUGUAUGGUUUUCAUCACGGUGCGCUAUAAUACAGUAGUAAGACUUACGGGAUGCACGGCUAAGGCUCAUUCAAUUGUGUUUGUAAGGACUAAGAUACACCUUUGAUGAGAUAAAUUAUGUAGCACACCACACAAAAUACC
Messenger RNA from Sclerotinia trifoliorum, 2311 nucleotides. The record is from the annotation of a GenBank genome assembly. Lineage: Eukaryota; Fungi; Ascomycota; Leotiomycetes; Helotiales; Sclerotiniaceae.